UAUCUACUUAAGGAAAUAUAUUUUGUUAACAUUAAAAAAACAUAAGAACAGACUCUUUUAUUGCCCCUUUCCCCAAUCCAGAUCCUGGAACCGACUGACUGUCCAAAUCCUGGGGAAAGUUGAACCGUUACAGAUUAAUUAAUUUAUUAUGUUUGUAGAUUAUCUGAUGUAUUUAGCGGAUUCUGUAGAUGAAAUACAUGCAAAACAAACAAAUAACACUGACGAAAUAGCAAGCAUUAAUACAUUAUUUUUAAAGCAAAGUAUAAAUGAAAAUGUCAUAGCUAACCAAAAACAGCUUGCUGAUAAGUAUUCUUACGUUUUACCAUUUUCAACGGUUCAGAGUUUUCAAGAAUUUGAUGAAAAACUACAGGAUAGCAAAUCAAGUUUACGCUCAGAUGUUAAAAACAUGCUUUUGUCUGGUCUUGAUUCCAACCUUGUAAUAUCAAAGUGCAUGGUAAAUAUGCUAAAAAUGGUCUUGUCAAGAGAAGUUGCGAUGCAAUAUACAGCAGUAAAAGAAGUCAAGGAUAAAAAUGUUAUGAUGAAUACCAAUUUUUAUUCUUGUAUAUCAGGUAUACUUUAAUGAUAUACUCUAAUUUAUUUUUUUGUUUUAUUUUAUAAACAUUGUAACGAGGUGCGAAAUCGGGUAGAUUCGCGCAUCGUUGAAACGCGACGUUACGCAAGCGCGAGGCAAGAUUCGGGGCCUCGCGUAUAAGUCGCGGUCCGUCGGACAAGGAGAUAGCUUCCGGCCAUAGGUGCGAACGCGUCAGCUCUCGUGUGUGAGACUGACGGCAUCGAGCGACGACCGAUAGCGUGCGAGAGAGAGAGAGAGAGAGAGAGAGAGAGAGAGAGAGAGAGAGAGAGAGAGAGAGAGUGUGUGUGAGAUCGCGAGAAGAAGACGUCCAAGUCAACUCCAGCUACGAGAAGCAAGGACGACCCGGCCUGUCGAUCAGCGGCCAAACGAGAGGACGUCGGCUCCAGCGAGUGAGCCAACAACACCACCGGCGUAGAGUGUGUGUGAGUGUGUGGUGCGCGCCUACCGAGAACGGCGAAUUCCUACUAUAAAACUAUUUUGUUUUUCUACCAGGGCUGUUGAAAUAUUUUUACCUUUGAAAUUAAUUUCACGCUUAAUCUGAGCUUGCAGUGGUUUACAAAAAUUUUUACGCUUGCAGGGUAAUGCUGCGAAUUUUUUGCAAUAAUCUUUUGUGCAAAAAAAUUUUAAAAUUAUGUUAAAUCCACAAGAUCAGUUUAUCCCCAGCGUUAUUCAGUUAAUCAUCGAUUAUGACAAUGACUGAACAAAGAAUUUGCGAUAGUGUGCAUACUAAUUCAGCUGAUGGACAAAUAAAACUAGUCUUGAGGGAUCAGCAUUUUUUAUAAAAAAAUUGUAUAUUUAUCCACCAUUUAGUCUGUAUAAUUUUGUAAACCCCAUGAAACCUAUAUAAUUUCUGUAAUUUUCGACACUAUGUAAUAAUUGAGCAAAAAAACAAAAAAAAAGUUCAU
Messenger RNA from Nasonia vitripennis (jewel wasp), 1497 nucleotides. RefSeq lists its product as uncharacterized. NCBI's taxonomy places the organism in Eukaryota, Metazoa, Arthropoda, Insecta, Hymenoptera, Pteromalidae. The coding region runs from base 149 to 580 and encodes 143 amino acids. The record is from RefSeq and is a predicted model, not a curated record. The transcript is spliced from 2 exons.